Molecule: messenger RNA, 216 nt
Organism: Laccaria bicolor S238N-H82
Lineage: Eukaryota; Fungi; Basidiomycota; Agaricomycetes; Agaricales; Hydnangiaceae
Exons: 3
Biological process (GO): protein secretion; intracellular transport
Source: RefSeq, a predicted model, not a curated record
CAGUCUGCUCUGUUCAAUUUCCAAUCCCUGCUUCUCGUCAUCCUUCUGUUCAUCUGCACCUGCACCUACGUCCGCGCGGUAGCUCCACGACUCGUUGACAGAAACAAGCACGGGUUCCCUGGAUUACUCUUCAAGUCUGCACGGAUAGGAGAACGUCUUUCACCCUAUGUCGCACUCGCAUGUAUAGCAAUGGCAGUUACAAUGCUCUCAAAAUAA